This is a messenger RNA of Dreissena polymorpha, 1914 nucleotides long. RefSeq lists its product as uncharacterized. Lineage: Eukaryota; Metazoa; Mollusca; Bivalvia; Myida; Dreissenidae. The record is from RefSeq and is a predicted model, not a curated record. Gene Ontology annotation, molecular function: ubiquitin-protein transferase activity. Bases 198 to 1478 code for a protein of 426 amino acids. The transcript has 6 exons.
GUGUGUAGUGGCCUUAUUUCGACCAAGAAGAUCGGGAAAACAGCUGGGAAGAAAAAGUAAACCACUAAGAACGUUUACAGGGAACUUUUUUCUGUUUCUCAGGAAACAAAAGUGACAAAUGUCCAAGUUCGACCGAGAAGCCCUUUUUACAAAAAAUGGCCUUGGAAGUAAGAGAAUACAUUUACUUUUGAGCGACAAUGCGGAAUCCGUCACGCAAGAAAGAAUAUCCACAAAUGGAAAGUAUUGUAGGUUUUGAGUUAUUGAGAUGUCUUCCGAACUGUCGACAUUUAGAAGUCCUCGAUUGUAAUUGGGAUGCUAUGUCAUUGAAAACGAAUGUUGGUGGCCAGUCAAAGAUAUAUAUCAGACCGAUACAAAAAAACAUAGCGACUGAUAAUGUCGACCGAAUUCCAAAAGAAGACACAUAUGAGGAGUGCACGAGAUGUUCAACCCUAUUAAAGAUUCGCGACCUGAGAAGCCAUCUGGAGAACUGUAAUGCAGGCAACAGAGAGGUCCACUAUCUAGUGAUGGAGAAUUUCGCCCCUCAACAGGACACAUUUUCCAGCGUUAUAUUGCCACAUGAGCAACAGCCAGACAUACCAACACCAUUAAGUUUGUCCGGUGCUUCAAAUGUAUUUGAGCCACAGGUCAUCAUGACACUACCCAACGAUGCUUCUUUAGACGAGUCUUUUACCGUUGAUAACUCAAGGGAUGUAAUGGAACCAUCAGACUUCUCCGACGUAUCGCGUGCGGUUAUAGAAUGCAAGACCUUCUGUGAGGCCAAUAACAUCAGUGAUCCGACAAACAUCCUCAAAAUCUUCAAAGGACUGAUGGUGACUGGAAGGCCUUUGGACCUCGACGAAACAUCGCUAACAACAGGGAUCUCUGGUGAAACCAAUUUUAUUAUGAUUGAUCGAAACGAUGUUAUUCGAACCUCCUUUGACGAAAUAAACGACAUCCCUGACCUAAGGAAAUGUUUAGAGGUUCAAUUUUAUGGUGAGACUGCUGUUGAUUAUGGUGGACCAAGAAAGGAAUUCUUUUGCCUUAUUCUUCAAACUCUACAGACUGAAUACUUUGAUCCUGUGAAAGAGUGGUGUAACAAUUAUGAAAUCAUUGGAAAGAUAAUGGCCCUGAGUACACUCCAAAACGGUAGGCUACCACGACUUUUAAAAGCAGAAAUGGUACAGGAAGUGUUUUUCAGCGAUUCGGAACGACCAUGCGUAUUUGAUCUAAGAAAGGGACUAGACAGUCUAGGACUUAUACAGCUAACCCGUGAAAUGCCAUCAUUAAUUCACUUAUUCACUCCAAAAGAGCCAACCCCUGUAACUGUAAAAAUGGUAACGCAACUAAUGGAAUCACAUUUCAGUGAAGAAGGAUACAACCGCAGAACAUUUGAAUCUGCAAUAUUCUCACGAUUCAUUAAUACAUACGGGAAGCAGCAAGUGGACGUAGGCAGCCAGUUACUCUUGGAAAGGUGCUGAAAUUUGUUACUGGAACAGAAGAAGAGCCUGUGUUGGGAUUUUCGUUGAAGCCAUCCAUCCACUUCUCAGAAAACUAAUCAUUUUUGCCAUCCGCCAAUACAUGUAUCAACCGCUUAAAUUUGACCAUUCCCUCCGAGAUUGCGGCUAUUCCAAAUGACACCGAGCUGUUCAACCUGUAUGAUUAUGCCUUCUCAAAUGACUAUUUUGGACUGCAAUAAAGUUGAUCAAAUGUGUGAGACAGGGGAUAAGAACUACUUGAGAUAAUACAGCCACGGUGUAAAUCCAGACAACCAUAGUGUAUUCAGUAUAAGUUUUCACAUUUAAUUAUUUUAUGCAUGAAUGACUAUGCACUUCAACAAAUUGGCAUUUUUACAUUCAUUUUGUAUUUGCAGUGUAAGAUACUCUUCAGAAGAAUAACGAGAUAUGGUUCUCUGUU